Carassius gibelio (silver crucian carp) is the source of this 4940-nucleotide messenger RNA. RefSeq names its product monoacylglycerol lipase ABHD2-like. Gene Ontology annotation, biological process: acylglycerol catabolic process; medium-chain fatty acid catabolic process; steroid hormone receptor signaling pathway. Gene Ontology annotation, molecular function: acetylesterase activity; monoacylglycerol lipase activity. NCBI's taxonomy places the organism in Eukaryota, Metazoa, Chordata, Actinopteri, Cypriniformes, Cyprinidae. Bases 276 to 1577 code for a protein of 433 amino acids. The transcript is spliced from 11 exons. The record is from RefSeq and is a predicted model, not a curated record. Gene Ontology annotation, cellular component: sperm flagellum; sperm plasma membrane.
CGGUAUGUAAAUGAGCUCGUGUAAAGCAGGAAAUGCUGUUGCGUCUGUGUCUAUCUGUAGAUGAGACAAGGAGAGAAGAAAAUACCAGAAAAAAGCACGGAUAAUGCAAGGCUAAAUAAAAACACACUCCUCUACAUCUGACCGAUACAGGGAAACGGAGAGGUUUGGGAUCGAUUGGGGAACGAGAAAUUGACCAGAUCACUGUGAGCUACAGUCCACACCAAUAACAUCCUCAGUCUUCGUCAGAGAAUACGAGAACACCUACGAACGCAGAUAUGAACCCUCAUGAAUCGGAGGUGUACACGGUGGCGCCGGAGAUGCCAGCCAUGUUUGACGGCAUGAAGUUGGCGGCGGUGGCCACGGUUCUCUACGUCAUCGUCCGGUGUCUAAACUUGAAAAGUCCCACCGCUCCGCCGGACCUCACUUACCAGGAUACAGCACUUAACCUCUUCCUGCUCAAGUCCUGUCCUAUUCUGACCAAAGAGUACAUUCCUCCUCUACUCUGGGGUAAAAGUGGUCAUCUGCAGACGGCCCUCUAUGGAAAGUUGGGUCGGGUCAGUGCACCACACCCGUUCGGCCUGCGCAAAUAUCUGCCCAUGCAGGACGGAGCCACGGCAACCUUUGACCUCUUUGAACCGCUGGCGGGUCAUCAGUCCGGAGAGGACGUCACCAUGGUCAUCUGUCCUGGCAUUGGGAACCACAGUGAGAAGCACUAUAUCCGCACGUUCGUGGAUUAUUCACAGAAACAGGGCUACCGCUGUGCUGUGCUCAAUCACCUCGGGGCCUUGCCGAACAUUGAGCUUACCUCCCCUCGCAUGUUCACCUACGGCUGUACAUGGGAGUUUGCAGCAAUGGUGGGCUUCAUCAAAAAGACGUAUCUCCAGACCAAACUUAUCGUGGUGGGCUUCAGUCUUGGGGGGAAUAUCGUGUGCAAGUUCCUGGGAGAGAACCGUACCAACCAGGAGCGGGUUCUGUGUUGUGUGAGCGUGUGCCAGGGCUACAGUGCACUGAGGGCUCAGGAGACGUUUCUGCAGUGGGACCAGUGCCGUCGUUUCUAUAACUUCCUGAUGGCCGACAACAUGAAGAAGAUCAUUUUGUCUCACAGGAGCGUAUUAUUCGGCGUGGGCUCCACUAAAAUGGUGGACACGGAUCUGAGCCGGCUUUACACUGCCACAUCUCUCAUGCAGAUCGAUGACAACAUCAUGAGAAAAUUCCAUGGGCACAACUCUCUGAAGGAGUACUACGAGAAGGAGAGCUGUGUUCAUUACAUUCAUAAUAUAAAUGUGCCUCUGCUGCUGGUGAACUCUGGUGACGAUCCGCUCGUGCACAACUCACUGCUCACCAUCCCUCGCACACUCGCAGAAAAGAAAGAAAACGUGAUCUUCGCUCUGACGCUGCACGGGGGACACCUGGGUUUCUUCGAGGGCGCUGUGCUGUUCCCUCAUCCCCUCACCUGGAUGGACAAGGUCAUCGUGGGCUACGCCAAUACCAUCUGCCAGUGGGAGAAACAGAAACCCCCGUGUCUAAGUCAAGGCGCCCAUUCCAUCGAAACCAAAUGCCAAGACAGUAAAUCCUAACCGAUCCCGUCUCCGUUUCACCUCCACGGGACAUUUUCACCACGCACACGAGGGGUCGGACCACCAUCUUCAAGCAUUCACUGUCAGUGGGAAUAUUUGUUUCUCUUUUUUAUCACGGUUUAUCACCUACAUAAAUCGUAACGACUUUCCAAGGGAGAAAACAAUGCCACUCGUUGACCAAAAUACAAUCAAAGCACCCGUGUAGCGAAGGCGGCGUUUUAGACUUACUGUAGUUUGUAGUUAAGAUAAAAUCAGUAUCUCUUGCUCUCUAACUAGGACACUGAAAACUGAAAGUUUAUCACUGCUAAAACAAGAUCUGGCAGAGCUGGGUCAAUCUCACAAAAAUCAAAAACGGUGGGAAAAAUUUUGUAUUUAUUGGAAAAUAUUUUGCAUAAACAAAAAGACGACUAUUCAAAUAUACAGCAUUAAUAUAAGCACAUUUUUCCCCCUUUUCUUUUUUUCUUUGGUAAUUUUUGAUAAAUUUUCAGUUGUUCGUUGGGUUUUCUUUUUUUUUUUAGCUGUGUAUCAUGCUUUUACGAUGUUGCACACUCAAAACAUUUAUUUGUAAUACAAUAAUCUAAAUCACCAUUAAUGAAAGGCAGUGCAACAGAUAACACAGCGUUUAUAAUUCAAUAACAAUAUAUUUUUUGAAUAUAACAAUAUAAUAGGGAAUGAAAUGGUUUUAUUUUAAGAUAUCGCAACAUUGACACAAUGCAAAAAAAAAUGUAAUGGUCCUUAAAAUAAGAUAUCUAAAAGAACUCAUUGGUUUUUGGCUUGAAAUAUAACCUAGACAUGUUUUUGACCAGUUUUGUGAGAUUCACCCAAGCGGCACACAGAUUUUACUGUUCAUAACACACGAGUUUCUGGGAAGUGAGUGUUAUGCAGGCACUGUGUGCUUCUAGAUAUGACCGGCAUGCUGUUUGAGUGCAUAUUAUUACUUAAUAUUAAUCUACUGUAUUCAGUUCUUGGUCUGUUAACCGUUUAAACACAGGCUAGAAUUCAUGUCACUCUUAUUUUAAACCUAACUAGACCUUUUCAAGUGUGACAGGAGAAACUUUAUUACUCAUGAAGCCUCGUCGGUCGAAUCCAAGUCACAUUCCUAGGCAGUCAGUUUUUGUUUAGCACUUUUAUAUGACGAUGAUCCCUUGUGAUUACCGAAACGUGUUGACUGUCCUCACUUGCGGGCCGUCCCACAAGCACUACGACCCGGUUUUAGACGGCAAAUCCUGCUCCUGUGGAGAACAGCACACGCUGUUGCUGCAGUAUUGACUCGUGUUUGUGGAGAACCAUUGAAGGCGAUAAAUCUAGAUGAUUGUGUAACGUGUCGAUUUGGGACCCAGUGGGAGACCCGAGUGCAUUUCCUGGUGCACGUCUGUGAAAACUGGUUACUUAAAGGUUUUUUUUUGUGCUGUUGUAUUGUUUUAGGGGUUUUUCUUUAUCUCGUUCAUUUCCGUUUCGCUGUUUUGUGCAAUAACUUGAUGAAUUUAUUUGUUGCUUUAACACUUGGAAUUGAGAGGGUCUGAAGUGGAGCUGAUCUUCUUCUUGUUACCCAUUAGAGUAAUCCGAGGGGAAAAUAUAUUAGAUAUAAGUUUACAUUUGAAGGGAACAUCCAAAGUGUUAUUUCCAAAGGCCUCUGAAACCUUUAACACAGUAGUUUGGUUUAGCGCGGUUAGAUUUGAUUCAGGGUGUUUUAGGCAAGGCAUAAUAAGCCAGCAGCCACAAAAUGGCCAGGUAAUAUUUCACUGCAAAAAAAAAAAAAAAGCCUUUUGGUUUAAGAAUAUUAUAUUUUACCUUUUUUUUUUUUUUUUUUUUUGGGGUACAUUUGAUUUUUUCUGAUUAAAUUUUCUUCCCACAUUAAUUCGUACUACUUUUUUCUAAUUUUUGUAACAGAUUUCUUACAGAUCAGAUCUCUUUUUUUGGUAAAAAUAAUAUUAUUCAUCAUUGUUUUUUUUUUAUUAAUCCAUAUAUAUGUGUAUGUGUAAUAUAUAUAUAUAAUUUUUUUUUUUUUUUUUUUUUUUUUUUACACAAACACAAUUUUUUUUUUUUGGUGAAAUAUUACUUUGCCAUUUCUGGACAUAUUUUAUUGAGAUUUUAUAAUCUUUACUGAUUUAUCAUCAUGCUAAAUUUAUUAUUUGCGUUUCUAAAGGAAAAAACGGAAAAAGCAGCUUGAUGACCAAAAAAAUAAAAUAAAUAACCUGUGUAAUGUUUAGUAUACGUGACCGCUGAGUGCAGAUUGUCACUGAUUGGCUAAAACCCUCAGUUAUAUGUGGUGAAAUAUGUGCAUUUUAACAAACGUAAUUGCCUUCAAAAUUAGUGUUCAGCCGUCAGAAGUGAAGCAUCUUCUUAAAGGAGUGUGCUGUGUGUCGAAAGAGUCUUUACCAAUCAGCACCCCCUGUGGGUUAUCAGAUGUAAAUGCACGCUCCUCUCUGUUAGGUUUUGUUUGGUCUUUUUGUCGAUUAGUCUCUGUAGUCAGUGGAGGUAAAGCGGAAAGGUGUUGUAAACAUGAGUCUAAAAGAGUUGGGUGUCAGUGUUCGGCUGUUUCCGGUGAUUGGAUCUUUUUGGCCUUUUGCACCAGCACAAAUUCAAUCUCUGAUGUCGAUCCAGUUUGCCUUUCUGAAUGUCUCCCACUUACUUUUUGCACAGAAAACACGGGCUUAUGUUGUAUAUCCUCUACAAACGUUAACGAUUUUUCUGUUUGUUGUUAUGUUUUACAUUACUUUCAAUGUUAUUUUUAUUCUCUAAUGUACAAAAGUAUGAUUUGUAAACGAGUGUAUGUGAAUGUUUGCAUCAUAUCACCACGUCUGCUUGUGAAAACACCAACAAACUCACAUUGGAAGGUAAAAAUACGAUAUAUUGAUGGUUUAUGGAAACCUGGGGACUUUAAUUUGUUUGACGAUCAGCAAUAAUGCUUUGGAUUUUUUUUUUUCUUCUCUUAUUCUCCAAGCCAAACUGAGAUGAAUCGCUCAAAAAGAUAAUAUUGUGUCAAAUGGAGUUUAGAGAAAAUGUUUUCUUGCUGCAGUCAAGUAGGAAUUAUAAAAGGAAAGUGAAAGGCCAUGUAUAUUAAUAAAAAGAAAAGUCUAUUUUCAGAAUCUAGAGAGAAGAUUCACAAAGCAUUGAGAUUGUCACUGUAAGAUCUGUUCCUACUCUUCUGCCCCAUAUUCUCAUCACGGUUUAUUGUGUUUGAUGGCUGGUUUUUGAAUGUCAUUUUUCAUGACCUCAGAACCCCAUGCAGCACAAUAUCUCAAUCACUGGUGUGUUUUUGAUUUGGAAAACCAAUGGUGUGUGAUCGAAUAAUUUAUUAUUACCAGAAUGGUUAAUGUGUUCCAGAAAUAAAUUAUUUUCUUGUUUAAAAAAAAAAAAAAA